This is a messenger RNA of Haplochromis burtoni (Burton's mouthbrooder), 8361 nucleotides long. RefSeq lists its product as uncharacterized. Gene Ontology annotation, biological process: cell differentiation. The coding region runs from base 2376 to 6749 and encodes 1457 amino acids. Lineage: Eukaryota; Metazoa; Chordata; Actinopteri; Cichliformes; Cichlidae. The transcript has 7 exons. The record is from RefSeq and is a predicted model, not a curated record.
GCACAAGCUGCAAAGUCAGAAAAACCCAGCCCACUGGCCGUCACAGGUGUCAUUUGACAAAAGAGCCACAAGGACCUUCCAAUCUUCCUAUAAUUUCAAUCUUCUAAGGAGGAAUUGGACUCAAUAAUAAGACUCUUCGGACUGGAUCAGAGGAAGAGUAGCAAGCAGAGUGAAGAGUAAAAAUAUCCAUGAACGUUCAGUGACACUGCAAGUGAAGCUGAAGACUUUCACCUGUAUUCUAGUGAAAAGUCAGCAUCGAUUCACUGACAUGGUUCUAGACCAUAGAAAACAUGUACAUUUGCCUGUGCUGGUGUGAUGAGACAGGUGAGCUGCAAAAAGAAGUUAAUCUGUUUUACAACACUAGAUUUCUCCCUCUGCAUCAUGUCCCCAGUCAAACGGUUCACAACGUACGCUGACAUUUAUAAAGCUCUGUUUUUUUGGUUAAAAAGAGCCAAAUUUCUGCUCUGAACAUAUUAAUACUAACAAAUUAGUUUCAGUUCUAAUGUAGAAUAGUCAUUCAGACUUCCAACUGAUUGUCCUGGCUGCGUGUCAUAACCGCUCUUCAACACUGUCUGUGUCUCUGGUUGUAAUUUGUUUCGCGUAAUAUGAUGAUCCAAAGUACAUUAUGCACAAAAACACAUUUGCCAUUAAAAACUUGCUUGUUUAAAUUGUUUUUCCUUUAAAAUGUACUCUUAUUUAUGUUAUAAUCAUUUAACCACACCUCCAUGAGCUGACUUUUAUUUUUUCCUCACUGGAGGCUGAAGACUCAAACUUAUAUUGAAUUGUCAUCAAAUUCAUUUGAUUUGGUUUCUUUAACCAAAUCUAAGACGUAAAAAUCAGUUUAGGGUGGGGGAUGUAUGUAACGCCAACACUACCAGUCCAUUAAUACACAAUCCUGCUCAAUCCAGCUGUGACAGAUGGUAUCUUUAAUAUGCCAGUGAUUAAUAUGGACUCUGUUACAAUGUGACUGCCAAACUGGUGAUACUAUAAGUCAUUAUUACCGUGCAGUUAUUCUCAACCGUAACUCCUGGCUUUUCCGUGUAAGUCUGUACUCUAACGGUAAAAAGAUAAAGCAUUAUACUAAGUUGACUUUACUACUUUACACACAAGCGUAUCAGCUUUGCGUUGUAUUGAGCAGCCAGUUCUGGUAAGUCAGCGGUAUGUUUUUACUCGUUUGUAUAUGCUGGUUCCACAUGUGAUUCGUUUCUUUUCUUGUAACACUCACUCUGUAGGAUUCAGACCAUGGGAGUGUUUUCCAUUUGUUCAGAUGUCAUGUGCUCUAUGUCAUGUGUGUGCAGCGCACCAGGGAAGUGAUAAAUAAAAAAAAGUAAAUUUAGAAAAAUAAAAUGAAGGGAAGGAAUGAAGAAAGAACAGUCUUGUCGACAAAAAUGGGAUGCUGUAAUAGCUUGCUUGAAAAGUAUUUGGUGGCCCUCUGGAUAGCAGCACUUAAAGUUAACUAGGGAGGCCUUGUGCCAUUCUCUGUAUUCAGGCUGCAUAGUAAAUUAUUGUAGUGUUUUCUGGAAACAAUGGGGAGUAUUUUUCACAUGGGUAACCAUGUGCUCUGGAGCUGCAGGCCUGUACUAAACAUGUUUUUAAUCUUGUUUCAGGAAUAGUCAUUUCAAUUCACUUACACCCCCUUGUGGCAAAAUAAUAAUUUUUUAAUAUAAACAAUUUAGUGUAGUAGAUUAAGCAUUCACCUAACAAGCAGAAUAUCCACGGUUUGAUCCCAGAGGCCAGACGGAUCCUUUUGGAGUUGUGCUGGGAAGGACGUAUAUUUAAAAAAAAAAAAUGAAUAUAUACAUUUUUAAAAUGCCAAUUUAAUAAAAAAGUAAUUUAUAAGGCAGCUUUAUAGUGUCUAUUCUAAUGAAGUCUGAGGAAGUAUAGAAAUGUUGACCAUGUUAUUAGAGUUCUGUAAUGAAAUUGUAUAUUUUAACAAAGACGUGGUGUGUUGCUUACUGAAGACAUGCCUGUUUGACCUCAAAUCCCUGACAACAGUGCUCUUUGCAUUAAUGUUUACAUGUUUGAUUUCUGCAUCCUGACUGACCAAUCCUGGGCGAGCUAGUCUGCAGACGGGGCACGAUAGUGGGAUGGUAUCUUACUGAGCACUGACAGGGGGUGACAUAGUGGAAGAGGGAUGGCAGGAAUUAGGCUGCUGAGGAUUAGUGUCUGAGCUCUGAUUGUCCAUUGGCUGAAGAGACAUUCUCUGCUCGGCGAGGACCUGAACUGACAAUAACAAGCACCAUAUUCAUGCUGUCGUGAUUGUUACGGGAUUUAUAUAUUUUUUGAAUGGAUCGUCUUUUUGGGUUUUUUUAUGUGGUUUAACUUUAUAACUUGUACAUACUUUUAGUCAACUUUUUGAAGACAUAAGAAAGAUCAUGGUGGUGCUUCUGACUAAUAACGCCAAUAAUUUUUACUGCUUUCCUACAGUUUCCAAGAGAAGAGCUGCCCUAAAGCUAGAUGACGAUGAAAAGACCCCGGCACCCCCAUUGUUCCAGGAGAAUGUGUUCAUUGAGUCCAGCAGGCCCAAGUACCUGGAGGACCUUCACACUGAGGCUCUGCAAGGACUGAAAAUGAUGCAGGAGGAAGAAACCAAUAAUGGAGUGGAAUACCAGGACAGCGUAAGCACAAUUUCGACAAUGACAGCUCAAACAGAUGGAGAAAGUGCUGGGUUUAUGACGGACAGCACGAUUCCUGAUACGUCUUCUGUCGCCUCUGUGCAAUCGUCAGUGUCCACUAGAUCCUCCCGCUCUGGACUCACCAGACAAGGUUCAACAUUCAGACCUUUGAACUCUGGGAAAAAGUCAGAAAAGACCAGGACCAGAAGACGCCACAGGAAGACUGUUGUGGGUAUCCCACAUCAUGUUCAGAGAGAGCUGGGUCUGGACAGAGUUGACUGGACACUGAAUCCAAAGUUAGAUGAGGAACAGCUUUUUAAUGGCGAGACUAAUCUCAGUCCAACUACAGAUGGGCAACAGAUGGGAUCACAGUCUGAAAAAGGAGCCAGUAUUAAUGUUCCAGGCAUAAGCAUCCAGCCUCUCAACAAGAAAAAUGUCAAGCAGCUCGGUGCUACCCAUGCUGCUCAUAGAGAUGAUCUCGCCCUGCUGCACCGCCUGCGUCCCGCCUUGGAAGAUGAUCAGAGGCCUCGAUCUUUAGCUGUACCCUGGUUGACCACUGCCUCCAGCCUUCAACAGGAGCUCCCCAGCCCCGUCAUGUCCAUGUCACCCCAGGCUGCUUACAUGUCCAAAAUCAUUCCCAAUGCCAUUUUGCCACCCGCAAUCGAUGUGGUGGAGAUCAGCCGUGGGCGUAGUCGGAACAGUGUCCGCACUGUCAGCAAAAGCAGCCUGAUGCUCUCCAGCCCAGCUCCGUCCCGUGCUUCUUCUAGAGCAUCUUCAGUGAGAACCUAUUCCUCCAAAUCGUCCACCAUCACCUCUGCCUCUCGCAACAAUCCUCCAAAUCUGUCUGACACGUCGUGUUGGAGUAAUUCUGACUCGUCCGAGACAUUGGUAUCUGACUCUUCAACCAUCUCCAACAGCAGCACCCCAAAGCAAAAGAGAAAUGGCAAUGCUUCUGCUAAGGAGGACAAAGUUGAUGCUCACUCCUCUAUAAGCAAGGCCUCCAGCUCCAAUGGCAGGGUGAUCGUCAGGGGAGAUGAGGUUAAGAAAGACGGACAGUUUGUGCGUAGCCUCUCUGUUACUAAGCCAAAAAGGGCCCCUCCUCCUCCAAGCCGGUCCUAUUCCCUCCACAGUAAAAUGAAGCGCCAGCCCCGUUAUCCAGCAGAGAUUAGGGUCUUGCCAGGAGAAAAUUCUCUCCACAGCAAUUCAGCCCCAAGUGAGGAAAGUGACCAAAACCAAUCUGACUCUCAUCCCUCCAAGACUCUGGACAGCCCUGGCUACAAUGCUGACACCAGUUCUCUGGAUGAUUCAAUGGGCUCUUCGUCAGUCGGUCCCUUUAGAACUCAGCUGCAGGCAAUCAAAAGAUCGAAAGAUGCUUCACAAGAGAAGCAGGAACUGCUUGAGGAGAAUAAGCUAAACAAUGUCAGUGGCAACUCCAGCCAAGAUGGCACAUUCCCACAGCUCACUAAACAAGCUAACGGUUCAUCUCCAAAGCAUAAGAACAGCAUUUUAGCAAAGCUUCAAAAAGUAUUUGCUGGAUCCUCUUCAAUUAAGUCAGAGUCAUCUAAAUAUAAUAAGUGCACUGAGGAACAUAAAGCUGAUUCAAAACACACUGUCAGUCCCUCUGUACAGGCCUUGAUAGAACUUUUCAAUAUCCCUCCACCACCUAAAAUCCAUGCACCUCCACCUCCUCCACCUGAGGUAUGGUCCCAUAGUUUGCGUUCAUGUGAGCUGAUCCUGGGACCCCCAGCCCCUGGCAAGACUUAUGCUAUUGCAAAGAAGAACCCGAAGGACCGGAGACAACAGAGGCAGUCUCCUGCAGCUGCUGAGGAGUUGGCUAAGAGCUUGGCAGUAGAAAGAAAGCACAAAAAUCCAUCAGUGACGACAGAGUCUGUUAAUGGAUCCCUACAUGUGCUAGAAUUGAAGAAAGUUCAAGAAAGUGGGAUUUUGAAUGCGGAGAUUUGCAAAGAUAGCAAUGAAAGACUGGCUCAGAAUGUAGAUUUGAAUGGACGUGGUAAAGAUGAGAAAGGGAGAGUAAGUGAUAUGUUGAAUGGAAUGUUAAUGAAGGCUGUAGAGAGACGAGAAGAAAGACUUGCAGCAAUAAAAGAAGAAGCAGCUAAUAAAACAACCGGCCAAGCUACAGAGGUAAAGACUAACACUGAUAGAGCACCUGCCAUUUCAUUAAUUCACAUUUCCCCAGCGCUAUCUGCUCCUCUGGUGCAACGUGUUUCCCAGCCCCUCCCCAGACAGACCACAGAAAUCAAUUCCAUUACAUCAGUAAAAGUUGUAUCCCCCGAAUCUUCCUGGCCCCCUCCACCACCACCACCGACAUCAGGUAGCCCCAGUGGGCCAGAUGAAAUAGAUUUUCCUCUUCCUCCACCUCCACUGUUUGGUGAUGAUUCACCCAUUAUACCUGUUCAGGUUCCACCAAAGUCCUCCCUCAGGAGUGACUCCUCUUGCACGACUGCAUCGGUUAUAUCAGUAGGGAAAAAGGACAUCAUUAAGGUGAUCAUGGAGCCUGAACUUCACAAGUCCAGUACAUCUCAGGGGGUAGCACCUUCUCCCUUAAAUAUCCCUCCUCCCCCACCAUAUACAGCACCCCCUCCACCACUUACAGAGGUUCUGCCUACUGCAACUGAUAAGGCAUCUCUGACACUUUCUCCACCACCACCUGUAGAGUUUGGUCCUGUAAUACCAAAAAAGCUACCUUCACCCGUGGUUCAAGAUGUGCCCCCACCUGUUAAAGACAUCUCCUCUACCUUAUUAACAUUAGUAUCUCCUUCACCAGCUAAAGUCGUCUCACCUCCUCUAGUUGUUGAGGUCUCACAUCUGCCACUCAAAGAGGUGUCUGCUCCGUCCUCUGAAGAGGUUACGUCUCCUCCUUCUCAAGAAAAUAUGUCUAAUAUCUCUGAAGAGGCUGAAUCUAUCAGCAAGCUCACUCCACCACAAAGUAUUCCACCUGCACCACCCCUGCCAACACAGCCAGAAUCAUCAGAGCAGAAGAUUGAGCUUCUACAAGAGGUCUCCUUUGAACCUGAAGCUAACACAGUUUCAUCUAACAGUGUUCUUAUCCCCCCUCAGAAUAUUCCCCCUCCACCUCCCACAGAGCUUCUCCCACAAUCUCAGGUAGUAGCCCCAAAAACUGAUGUUCUGACAACAAAGGAGGCCUCACCUUCACCUCCAUCUGAAGUAUCAAUACCACCACCAUCACCACCUGAAACAUCUUCACCAGAAAAGACUCAAGUAUUUGCUCCUUCUGAACCUGUAAACAUCCCUGUACCUCCACCGUUACCAGUUCAGGGGCAUGCCAGCAUUAAGGAGCAGCCUAUUCCUUUAAGCACAGAGAAUAAAACCCAAGAGCAGACUUCUACCCCAGUUGUGCAAGAAGAACCUAUGCCCAUUGUCACCCCUUCCCUCCUGCAGAUGGUCAAAUUGCGGUCAGUCAGCAGCAGCCCUGAGCCCCCCAAAGCUGAAGAGCAGCAACCACAGGCUGAGGUCACAAGCAGCAAUCAGUUCCCAUCCUCAUCUGCUAAUGGUGAGGCUCCUCAGAAGCCCAUCAGAAAAUCUCUAAUCAUGACCUCUUCUACACCCAUUCCUCCACCGGAAACAGUCCCUUCGCAACCAACUGUGCCCAAGUCCCAAGCUGACGUGGUUCCUCCUUCAUCUUUGUCCAUAGCCACCUCCCCUACGAAAAAGGCUUAUUCUGCCGUGAACACUACCCGUUCCAUGAACCUACAGGAAGCCAUCCGCAUGAGGACAGCAGCCAGAUCUCAACAAAGUCCAGCGUCUCGCCUCAGCUUGCAGCCUCCAACGUCACCACUGGACCUUCACAAGUCCCCCAGCACCACUGCAAGCUUUAUCUUCUCCAAGAGCAACAGGAAUGUUGUGACUGAGACCAAGCCAGUGCCGGUGGCCAAGGAAGAUGUACACAAGGUGACCAGUGAAGCAGAGUCAAUGAAUAAGGGAGCCAAGGUGCCACCACCUGUUGCAAAGAAACCCAAAACAAGGGGCAGCGAGGUUGAGACGAGUGAAGAUGUGGACCAAACUGCAAGACAGGAAGCGCAGCAGGAAAGUAUCAAAGAUGCUGCAGAGAAAACAAAUGGAACAGCUGGUACUGUUGAAGGAGGGUCGUCAUAAACAUGAUUAUAAAGACUGAAGGAGACCUCUGCAACUGGAUAUGGAUGGAUGAGAUGCUUCACUCAGAAACUGCUUUUUUUUAAGGUUUUGGAGUUGUUUGAAUUUAAUGGUGUGGGUCCUAAUUUUCUUGAGCUCAUUUUGCAUUUUAUAAAGAGAUGUAUAUUUUCUUUACCAGAGGGUCUUUGUCGCCCUCUAGUCUCAAAUAGUGAUUGUACCACUUAUGUCCUGCUGAAUCAAUCCUUUAGUCAGUACUUGGAACAAUGGGACUUUUGGGCACUCAUCUGUAAAUAUAGCAGCAUUAUGUUUAUUUAACAUAUCCAGUAAUGGUGGAUUUCUUCUACAGAGUUAUGUUCUGUAUCUUUUCCAAAAGUUUCCACACUAAUUGUAUUUGUUCCAAAUACUAUUAAUUAUCUUAAGUUAUUUUUUCUGUCACAUUUAGAGGACGACCUCUACAGACAGAAAGUCUUCUUUGCCAUGUUUGCUAAAGAAUGACAUAAUAAAACAGUCUGUUGCGUAGCUCUACAAGCAUGCAAAUUUAUAUUUUAGAUCCCACACACAGACACAUCACACACUAGAAUGAUUAUAGUGCACAUUUUCUGCUGCUUUUUAGUUACAGAUAAUGGAGGCAAUGCCUUUCUUCCCAGUUAUGGCUUAAACUGUGGGAUAUUUCUGUAUUGAACUAUAAUAUAUUUCAAACUGGUUUUGCAGACAACUGUAAGAAUCACCAUUUAUAAAGAAAAAUUAAAGAUUCAUCGAUAAACUAAAAUACUGUGUUGCCCAUCUUUUUUUUCUCCUUGCAUUGUUUUACUUCAGGGUCAACUGUUUAGAGAUUCUACCCUUCACAAAAAUGUAAAGGAACACUUUGAAAACACAUCAAAUCUUACUGAGGGAAAAAUGCUGCUGGAUAUCUACAUUGAUAUAUACUGGGCAAUAAGAACAAAAGGAUACCGCCUCAUUUAAAAGAAUUGAAAAUUUAACUACAGUAGGUUGAAUUUAAAGAAAUGCUUAAAAUCAGAGUGAAAAUUAUGCAGCAGGCUGGUCCAUUUUGCCAAAAUUUCAUUGCAGCAACUCAUAAUGGACACUUAGUAGUUUGUAUGCACGUCAUCACAGAUGGACCCACUGUUUCAGCGUAGGUUCUGGCAGUGGGUCCAAGGACUUCAUUGUGACACCUAAUGGCAGUCAGGGUGCUGUUGCCUAGCCUGUAGAGGUGCAGCUAAUGGUCCUGCUGGUAGGUUAAGGACCGAUGGAAUGUCAGUGCUCUUGAGACUGUGCUGGGACACAGCAAACCUGGCAAUAGCACAUAUUGAUGUGCUCUCCUGGAGGAGUUGUACAUCCUGUGCAGCCUCUGUAGGGCCCUGGUAUUUCCUCAUGGUACCUCUAGUGACACAGAGCCUAGUGAAACAAGAAGACAAUAAAGAUGAGGGGAAAAAAAAUAAAAUUUCAGUGGCCUCCACCUGUAAAACUAUCCACAUUUUGGAGGUUGUCCUAUUGUUGCCCCUCUAGUGCACCUGCUAUUAAUUUCAAAGCAGCUGAGCCUCUCUGCUACUCACUUAAACUUCAGUACCCCAGAACUUUAACCGACCUGAUGCUGUUCUCUGAUUAAGAAGUGCUC